CCCAUCCCGGCCUGGCACAGCCCUUCAGAUCCCAGCCUUGCCCCGCCCACUAUGGGGCCGCCAGUGAAGGCCACGUGGCCACGAGAAUGACCAGCCAGGCUUCCCUAGAGGCUGGGCCUCCCCAGACUGGGCCAGGUGCUUCCUGUUAGCAGAGGUAGAGCUGGGUCCUAUGACUGCCGGCCAGAGGAAGAGGAGGAGGCUGGACUGCGAGUGUGGGAGGGGGUGGACCCAGGCCCCCAGCAGGUUAGUGGGAAGAGCAGGCGCCUGGAUCUGCCAAGAAUGCUAGCAAAGCUGGGCUCCCGGGCGGGCAGGCAGGUCCUGGGGAGCCGGUGAGGGCCGCUCCUCCCUGGGUGGCUGCACACUCCCUCCUGCUGGGGCAGGUAGUGCUGGCCUGUGCCUGCUCCCCAGAGCUCCCGGGCAGGCAGGAUGGCAGGGGUUCCCCCUCCUCUGCCCCACUGGAAGACACUCUUUGUCGCCUCAGAAGCAGGCUCCCUGCAAGCCUGUGACUCCAAGGUGGAAGCUGGUUUUACAAGGGGGAAUCCAGAUGAGUAAUGUCUCAGGGAUCCUGGGGACAGCUGACGUCCCCUUGGUGUCAGCGACCUGGCCACAGCCCAGCCCCCCACCGUCCGUGCCAGCUGGGCUGCAGAUGGACCGCAUGGGGAACGGCUCCCAGCGGGCCCCCUGGCUCUUCCUCACCUCCGCGCUGGCCCGAGGAGUCUCAGGCAUCUUCGUGUGGACUGCCCUGGUCCUCACCUGCCACCAGAUCUACCUGCACCUACGUUCCUACACCGUGCCGCAGGAGCAGCGCUAUGUCAUCCGCCUGCUCCUCAUCGUGCCCAUCUAUGCCUUCGACUCCUGGCUCAGCCUCCUCCUCCUGGGAGACCACCAGUACUACGUCUACUUUGACUCCGUGCGAGACUGCUAUGAAGCCUUUGUCAUUUACAGCUUCCUGAGCCUGUGUUUCCAGUACCUAGGAGGAGAGAGUGCCAUCAUGGCCGAGAUCCGUGGAAAGCCCAUCAAGUCCAGCUGCUUCUACGGCACCUGCUGCCUCCGGGGCAUGACCUACUCCAUCGGGUUCCUGCGCUUCUGCAAGCAGGCCACUCUGCAGUUCUGCCUGGUGAAGCCUGUCAUGGCCAUUACCACCAUCAUCCUCCAGGCAUUCGGCAAAUACCAUGACGGGGACUUCAAGGAGCUCCUGCGGCCCUUUGAGCCUGUCCUCAAGUUCCUCACCAUCAAAGCCGUCAUCUUUCUGUCAUUUUGGCAGGGGCUGCUGCUGGCCAUCCUGGAGCGAUGUGGGGUCAUCCCAGAGUUGGAGACCAUCAGCGGGAACAGGCUGGGGGCUGGCACGCUGGCCGCCGGCUACCAAAACUUCAUCAUCUGCAUGGAGAUGCUGUUCGCCUCUGUGGCCCUGCGCUACGCCUUCCCCUGUGAGGUGUAUGCAGAGAAGAAGGACAACUUGCCAGCUCCCCCAGCCCCCAUGCAGAGCAUCUCCAGCGGCCUCAGGGAGACAGUGAGCCCCCAGGACAUCGUGCAGGACGCCAUCCACAACUUCUCCCCCGCCUACCAGCACUACACACAGCAGGCCACCCACGAGGUGCCCCGACCUGGCACCCACCCUGGUGGCGGCUCUGGGGGCAGCAGGAAGAGCCGGAGCCUGGAGAAGCGGAUGCUGAUCCCCUCAGAGGACCUGUAGGGGGGCCUGGCCUGCUGGCACCUAGCUAAGGACCCAGGUUGCCCAGGCCUCUGGGAAGAACAGGGUCCCCCGACCCAUCAACCCUUCUGCCAAAGGUGGGGCCUCUCCUGAGAGCCCUCCUGUGAGGCCCUCCGAGCCCACUUCCCAUCCUCACUCCAGCCCGGGGUUCAGGGCACUUAAUGGCCCUGCCAGGCACCCAGGUGGGCCAGCUGCCCCAGGAGAGGGCACCUGAGCCAAUCGGAAGAGCCUGGGGACACCCUGGGAUCACCUGCCAUCAGUCCCCAGGGUCACUGUGGGGUGGGCAGUGAGUGUGGCUGCAGGGCCUCGGCUGCACGGGCCUCACCGGCACUGUGAGUGGGUCAGACGCCCUGAUUCAGGAGACAGACAGUGGACAGAUCCGAGGCUGGACAGCCGCAGGGAGGGGCACCAGGGCAUUGGGCAGCCCAGCCCUGACACAGCAGCUCUGAGUGCUGCAGGCUGGCAGGGUCCACACAGGCUGGCAGGGGCUGGGCUUCCUCAGAGCCUGCCGUGGCCAUUGUGGGCAUGUAGAGAAGGGCCCACGUGACUCCACAUGCCAGCCACAGGGAGCGCUGGCCAGGUGCCCACCAGGUGUGCCUGGGAUGGUUCACAGAACCACCGGGUGCCUGUGAGGCUGGCUAGUGCCACAGGGCUGCGAGAAUCGCUCUUAUUUAUAUUUAAACACCUUGGAUUUUCUACUGAGUCUUGGCUUCUGUUCCUGCAGGGCCUGUAGCCUUGGGAGCAGGCAGCAGUCGGGGGGUCACAGGAGGCCGACUGCUCAGAGUCUGCACGUGGGAAAGGGGGUCCCACCCGUCUGGGGUGGCCAGCCUCGUUGCCCAGGGUGGUGCAGGACAGAGGCCAGGCUGUGAGAUCACAGCUGCCGCCUUUCUUCCGGGAGCUUCUGCUUCCUCCAGAAUGGGCCUCGUGCCAGCCCCAUCCGCAGCGGGGGUAGAGGCCACGAGGGCAGAGCACUGAGCAUCUGAGUCACAGGGGGGGCUUCUGCCUGGGCGCCUCCCUUCUCUUGUUCCUCCACGUGCCAGGCACGGCCCUGGGUUUGAGGAGCCAAGCCUCAGACACAUGCCCUGCCCUCAGGAAGCCGGAGGCACCCAAGUGGCCUUUGAAAUCCCGGCGUCGAGAACAACUGCCACCCAGGGACCGAAGGGGCUUCUGGGAGGACGCGUGGCUGGACCAGGGCGAGGGGUGUCACUGUAGGGGCACCCCCCCAGGCCCAGGGCCCGUAAGGGAAGAGAGCAAUGACCCAGCCUGCAGGUAGCGGUCAGCUCUGUGUGUCUGGGGCACGAAGCACAGGUUGGGUGGGGGCUGGGGUAGGGGCAGCAGAAGUUGGCAGAGCCUGGGAGGGGGGCUCAGACGGUGGGUGUGGAGAGCCAGGGAAUAGCAGGCACAGCAGACAGGAAGGCUCACUGGGCACCACCCAGGAACCGCAGCUCCCAUCCACACUGCCCCCUCCCAUGGCCACCAGGAACAGCGGGAAAUGUGUCUCGGGUCUCUGAGGGACUCGGCAGGGUGGCAACAGACCAGUGGUGCCCGGGCUAGAGAGGAUCCACUCCCAGACUCUUGCUUUCUGGGCUGGGGACAUGGGGACCCAAGGCCAGUGGGUCUGCAGGGCCCAGCUGGGCUGCCUGAUGAGAGGCCGAGCUCCUCCCUGGCUAGAAAGACCCCCACCCGCCUUACUGGACCUCUGUAGGGGGAGGCCCACCAGGCAGCCACCAUCUCUCAUCCCAUCAGCAGGUGGGAGCAUGGUGCUCCCCAGGUAACUGCUGCCAAGGGGCAGUUUCUGGAGGCUAGGGACACUGGCCGAACCCUGGGCCUGCUCUCCCCUUGCCCUGGGGAAGGCCACCCCUUUAGGGCUUGAAUUGCCCAAAUCUCGGGUUUGGAGGGUGCAUGGCCGAGGGCUCCCCUUCUGGAGACCCAGAUACUGCAUAGGCUCCAGGCGGCAGAGGCUGAGGGCCAAGGACUGGGCUCCUAUGCCAGCAGUACAUCAGAAGACCAUGCCAGGAAACUGACACACUCAGCACUCACACCAGCCAGGAUGGCGACUGAGCUCAGAGAGGCGUAGGAAGUUGCCUGAGGUCACAGAGCAGCGACUUGGACAGCAGUGAGCCAGCUCUGCAGAGGCCAUCUCUCCACCCUGCCGCCUGCCCCUCACAGAUGCCUCUCCCCUGCAGACGAGGCUGCUUCUGCUGCUUUCCAACACAGCUUGAAGGAAAGCCCUUAGGGCUAAACCCACUCUGCGUGGAUGAAGGCAGUGUGAGGCGGUCCAGGCCAGGCUCGCCCACCUUGGGAGGGAGCAUGGGCACACGCGAGUGGGGGAGGGCAGAGAACGCGUGGUUCCAGUGUCAUCAUCACUGCUGAAAAAGGGGUUCCCCAGUGACAGGCCCCAGCAGAGGAGCGGGCCUCGAGGCAGGCAGGAGCCACGUGUCUUAGCUGGAUGCUCCCACCAAGCUCUCUAGCCCCCACUAGCCUCAGUGUCCUCAUCUGGAGAUGGUCCAGCUGAGAAUCCUCAGCGAUCUGCAAGAAAGGCUGGAAGCCUUGGAGGGCCUGGCCUGGCCUGGGUGCAGGCUGCGUGGCCGUGCGGGGUGCUGUCUCCUUUCACAGCUUCCUCACCUAUCCUCACCCAGGAGGAGCAGGCUGGGCCCAGAGCCACAGGGUGGGCCACAGGGAGGUUGGAUUUAGCUGGGGAAAGAACCAUCCCUGCCAUUGCUAGUGACAAGCUCAGGCUGCAGUAGCCCCAGCAGAUUCCACCCUCACUGCACCAUGCGCCGGCUACUGCACUCACCUCCACGCUGAACUCGCAGGAAGCAAGGCUGGGUCGGGGGGACUUGCCCCAGGCCACAUGGAUGCUGAGAGCUGGGAUUCUGACGGGGCGCAGUGGCUCACGCCUGAAAUUUCAGCACUUGAGGAGGCCAAG
Messenger RNA from Saimiri boliviensis boliviensis (Bolivian squirrel monkey), 4640 nucleotides. It is a transcript of the gene TMEM184A, whose product is annotated as transmembrane protein 184A. The record is from RefSeq and is a predicted model, not a curated record. NCBI's taxonomy places the organism in Eukaryota, Metazoa, Chordata, Mammalia, Primates, Cebidae.